Messenger RNA from Aspergillus calidoustus, 600 nucleotides. The record is from the annotation of a GenBank genome assembly. Lineage: Eukaryota; Fungi; Ascomycota; Eurotiomycetes; Eurotiales; Aspergillaceae.
AUGGCCCAACAACAGAAUGACAAUGUGAUGCGAAGAAAGUUGGUAAUCAUCGGUGAUGGCGCUUGCGGGAAAACGAGUCUCUUGAGUGUCUUUACUCUAGGAUACUUUCCUACACAUUAUGUCCCAACAGUCUUCGAGAGCUACGUGACAGAUUGCAGAGUUGAUGGCCGGUCGGUUCAAUUAGCGCUGUGGGAUACAGCCGGUCAAGAAGACUACGAGCGGCUGCGCCCACUCGCCUACUCGAAAGCACACGUUAUCCUGAUUGGAUUUGCCGUUGACACCCCGGAUUCGCUAGAGAACGUCAAGAUCAAGUGGAUCGAGGAAGCGAAUGAGCGAUGCCCCGGCGUACCCAUCAUACUUGUCGGCCUGAAGAAAGAUCUUCGCGAGAACCCCGGUGCGAUCGAAGAAAUGCGAAAGAAGUCUCUCCGAUUUGUAACUCCUAGAGAAGGAAAUGAGACUGCAACACAGAUAAAGGCUCGCAAAUACCUAGAGUGCUCAUCUCUGACCGGAGAAGGCGUGGACGACGUCUUCGAGGCCGCGACCCGCGCUGCGCUUCUUACCUUCGACAAGCGGAAAUCGUCAUGUUGCAUUGUGCUAUGA